Molecule: messenger RNA, 330 nt
Organism: Macrosiphum euphorbiae (potato aphid)
Lineage: Eukaryota; Metazoa; Arthropoda; Insecta; Hemiptera; Aphididae
Source: the annotation of a GenBank genome assembly
AUGUUAGGAGCGUCGAACUUGGUUAGUAUGGAAUUAAAAAGCAAUUUUCCAGAAGAUUUUAGAAACCUAUUGCGAAUGACUGAAUGCCAGUUUGAAUACCUCUUAUUGCGUGUUACAAAUAUUAUUGCAAAAUCUGACACUAACAUGAGACAAGCAAUUAAUGCAAAAACAAAAUUAGAUGUGACUUUACGGUAUUUAGCUACAAGUGAUUCCUUCAAAAGCUUAGAAUUUUUGUUCCGUGUUCCAAAAAACACAAUAAGUAAAUUUAUUCCAGAAACCUGUGAAGCAAUAUACAAUGAACUAGCAGAAUUCAUACAAGUAAGUACCUAA